Messenger RNA from Aureobasidium melanogenum CBS 110374, 855 nucleotides. RefSeq names its product DNA glycosylase. The transcript has a single exon. The record is from RefSeq and is a predicted model, not a curated record. Gene Ontology annotation, molecular function: mismatch base pair DNA N-glycosylase activity. Bases 1 to 855 code for a protein of 284 amino acids. Gene Ontology annotation, biological process: base-excision repair, AP site formation. NCBI's taxonomy places the organism in Eukaryota, Fungi, Ascomycota, Dothideomycetes, Dothideales, Saccotheciaceae.
AUGUUGCAACAGUAUGCUCACCAAGGAUCGCAAAACUCUGUAAAUACGGUCGCGACGACGCGCGCGUUGCGCCCACGAGCACGCCCGACAUCAGUGGCAACCGGGUCGCAAAGAGGCGAAACAGAACAUCCUGACCCAGUCGCCGAGACAUCCAAGCCUGCACCUGCCAUCACAAAACCGUCCAAGAAGCGUAAGACGCCAAGCAAGUAUGCGCCUCCAUCUAAGUAUCAACACCUUAGCCCUCUUACCGACAUCCUCGCUCCGGACCUGAUAGCUGUCUUUGUCGGAACGAACCCCGGCAUACGUACUGCAGCUCAAGGCCAUGCAUACGCACAUCCUUCAAAUCAAUUCUGGAAACUUCUUCACUCCAGUGGCUGCACUGAUGAACGGUUGCGUCCGGACCAAGACGUCGAAUUGCCUGCUCGUUAUCUUCUCGGCAACACUAACAUCGUUGAGCGACCUACCAAAGAUGCUGCCGAACUAAGCAAGGCCGAGAUGAGUGAUGGUGCCCCAGUCUUGGAAGAAAAGUGUCGCAGAUGGCGCCCGGAAUGUGUUUGCAUUGUCGGUAAGGGCAUCUGGGAGGCCAUCUUCCGCCAUCGCCAUGGCAGAAAUCCUACUAAAGCUGAAUUCCAUUGGGGCUGGCAGGACGAAAAGGAAAACAUGGGUCGUAUUGCCGAUGUAGGAGAGGAUGGUUACCAAGGCGCAAAGGUCUUUGUCACGACUAGCACGAGUGGUCUUGCCGCCAGCCUCAAACCUGCUGAGAAAGAAGCCAUUUGGAAACCGUUUGGGGAAUGGUGCAAGGAGAGAAGAGUAGCCCGGAACUGGCCACCAUUACAAGGUCAGACAGCGAAUUGA